Molecule: messenger RNA, 1221 nt
Organism: Aegilops tauschii subsp. strangulata
Lineage: Eukaryota; Viridiplantae; Streptophyta; Magnoliopsida; Poales; Poaceae
Source: RefSeq, a predicted model, not a curated record
AUGUCGUCUUCCAGCUCCGUCUGCUCUGCAUUGCGUGGUCGCUCCGUUGCUGUACCAUUGAUCGGGUGCCCGGAUUGCGGCGAGCAGGCGAGGUUCUACCGGUCUAGCACUGAUGAGCAUGGUGGAUGGAUCUUCUACAAGUGCGCCAACCACACUGUCACUUGUGAUUUCUGGCGCUGGGAGCUUGAAUAUGUGGAGCAUCUGGUUGAAACAAGGCGUCUGGUUGGUGAUGCUGCUGUAGAUGCAAUUGGUGCAGCUGAGGACAAGAGGGAAGAGCUUGAGAGGCAGAGGACUGAAUCAAUGGCAGGCAGAGGCACAGCUGGAAGGGGCAUGGCUGGAAGAGGCAUGGCUGGAAGAGGCACUAUAGGCAGAGCUAAUUAUGCCAGCUCCACCCAGGCCCCCUUUCUCAACACAACUGAACUCAAAAGCAAGCAUGUACUUGCACCUGCUGCAAACACCCACCCAGCAACUUGCACUCUACAUGCAGCUUUGGUCCACCACUACCACCACCAGAUCCCCUUCUUCUUCCUCAUCUUUCAUCUUCAAUUUCGUGCACCAUCGGAUCCCUUCUCUCCUCUGUCCAAUAGCACCAACAGAUCCCCUUCUCAUCUUCAUCCAGCAGUAACCAUGGUGUCCUGGGAUGAUCUUCCCAGUUCUUCUGAAGAUGACUCUGUGACCAGCAAGCCACCUGCCACAUUUUCCUGCGAGGAAUGGAGUGGCUUGGCUACAGAUCUGCCUAGCUUUAGAUGUGGGCAUGGAUCUUUGUGUGAGAAGCAUGUGGCAUUUGAAUCUGUUGAUAGUGACAGAAGGUUUCUAGCUUGUGCACAGAAGGAGGUACCUAAAUGCAGAUAUAUUGAGUGGGUUGACCCUGAGUGGCCUGAUGAUCUGAAGAUGGGCCUAGAUAGUAUAUGGACCAUGUAUGAAGAGGAGAAAAAACAAAGGCUCAGACAGAAUGUUGUGAGUGCUGUAGAAAACUUGAAGGUUCUUGAAGAGAAGAAGAUGGAGAAUGAGUUGAGGCAUUUCAAGCUUGAUUUUGCUAAGAUGGUGGCUGAGAAGGAGCAGGCAAUGAGCAAAUUAGGCAGCACACAACUUGCUCUGACUGAUCUAAAGGAAGAACUUGAGAAGAAGAAGAUGACAGACAAGUCAGUAACCAACAUUCAUCAGGUCUUCAGGGUUAAAGCAAGAGAGGGGACCAAGCAGUGCAGGAGAGGGACCAAGUGA